Molecule: messenger RNA, 816 nt
Organism: Zingiber officinale
Lineage: Eukaryota; Viridiplantae; Streptophyta; Magnoliopsida; Zingiberales; Zingiberaceae
Exons: 1
Coding region: 1-816 (271 amino acids)
Biological process (GO): root development; shoot system development
Source: RefSeq, a predicted model, not a curated record
AUGGUCGCCGGAUUCCGCCGCACGCUCUCGCUGCCGCUGGCCAAACCCACCGCCGCCCCCGCCCUCCGCCGAGGCGCCGGGGACAAUCGCCAAAGCCUACGAUCCACCAGCCUGCCAGGCCGCUCCCACCCGGUCGUCUCCCACCUCCUCGACCAGAUCAGAUCCGCCCCCGUCGACCGCGGCGCCUCCCCUUCCGGGAUCGACGCGAUCGACCGCCUCCUCGCCGCGGUCAACGACCUCCUCCGCCUCCCCCAGACCGGCGAGGCGCUCCGACGCCGGCCGGCCUGGGCGGACCGCCUCCUCGACGCCUUCCUCCGCUUAGCCGACGCACACGGAUCCUUCCGAUCCGCCGUCCUCACGCUCUCCGAUCUCCGCGCAGAGGCUCAAGCAGCGAUACGGCGAGCUGAUCCCGCGCGGCUGGCGUCCGCCGCCCGCUCGUUCCGCCGGACCGAGAAGGAGGUGACUCGGCUGGCUGCGGACAUCAAGGAUCUGGCGAGAUCCUCACCGCUCGCACCGGGGAAGUGGGCGGACGCGGCGGAGGCCGAGAUCACAGGGAUCCUGACCGAUGCGGCGGCGGUGACGGCGGCCAAAUCGGUGACGGUGUUUUUGGGGAUCGCCUCGGCUGCCGCGGCGGAGGCCGCCUCGAUGUCGAAGGAUUCCUGGAAGAUCUGGCCGACGAGGAAGGCGUCGAAGGCGGAGGAGACGGUGGCGUUGGCGGCGGCCGCGGAGGGAUUGGAAGAGGGAAUCGGGAGGGUGUUCAGGAGUUCGGUUAACAUCAGAGUCUCUCUCCUAAACGCAAUCACUCCCGCUUUGUAG